This is a messenger RNA of Linum trigynum, 333 nucleotides long. Lineage: Eukaryota; Viridiplantae; Streptophyta; Magnoliopsida; Malpighiales; Linaceae. The record is from the annotation of a GenBank genome assembly.
AUGAGCAAUUCGACGUUCCAUAAGCUCCUCGAACUCCUCACCCCUUCAUUUACAUCCUGCCUCCCCCCGUCCGUACUUCCUGACGUGGCCCUCGCCGCCGCACUCUGCCGCCUCGCCCACGGUACGCCCUACGCCACCGUGGCCCGAUGGUUCGGCCUCGAUUCCCCGGAAGCCGCACGCCUCGCGUUCUUCGUCGUCGGCCAAGCCGUCUGCGAGAACAUGUCGAUGUUCGUCGAGUUCUGGAAGGAAGCAGAGCGGACUCAGAUGGGAUUCCUUGUUGGAGCUGAAGUUCAAACCAGGUUCAGGAAGAAGAUUGGCGCCAAGCAGAUUUGA